This is a messenger RNA of Neoarthrinium moseri, 2082 nucleotides long. RefSeq lists its product as uncharacterized. Gene Ontology annotation, molecular function: molecular adaptor activity; GTPase activity; GTP binding. Bases 1 to 2082 code for a protein of 693 amino acids. NCBI's taxonomy places the organism in Eukaryota, Fungi, Ascomycota, Sordariomycetes, Amphisphaeriales, Apiosporaceae. The record is from RefSeq and is a predicted model, not a curated record. Gene Ontology annotation, biological process: cytoskeleton-dependent cytokinesis. Gene Ontology annotation, cellular component: septin complex; septin ring; cell division site. The transcript has 3 exons.
AUGCGACCCCUCCCAGGCGACGAUGCGUUCGGGCGUCGACGGCCCGCCGAGUCUCAAGAGUUCCACUCCGUGAACCCGGGCGCGAGCCAGAUGUCCUUCUUCCUGGCCGACGAGGCCACCGUAGACUCGCUGCUCGACCAGCCGAGCGUUGGCCCUUCCCGCAUCAAGGACCACAGGAAAUACGCCGAGUCGCGCCAUGCCCUGCCCUCACGUGCCGUCGAGGCCGACGCCUACACCUACGCCGACGCCGACGCCGACACCUCUCGCGCCAGGGAUGCAUCGCGGCCGCGCGGGAGACAGCGAGACCUAUCCUACUCGCCUCUGUCCGUAGCUUCGCUGCCCAGCCCGACGCCCGUCCCCGCUGCAUCCUCGGGCCACGCCCCGCUAUCCCGCCCGAUGACACCGAUAACGUUGGGAACCUCGGUCACCGGCUCCGUCAUGAGCACUCCGUCGUCCAGGCGGAACUCGUUCUCCGGCUUCGUGUCCGAGAACGCCAUCAGCUCGGAUGACGAGGGGGAGACGCCGAUGCGGCCAACCUCGGACCUCAUGAUGGACAGCGGCAGUGCCCCGCAGCUCGUCAUGCCCAGUAUCAAGAUGCCCAGUCGCCGGCCCUUCACCGAGACCGGCAAGAGCCUGGGCCGUCUCAAGGUGCUCAUCGCCGGCAAGUCCGGCGUGGGGAAGACGUCGCUCGUCAAGGCCAUGGUUCAGACUUGUGACCAUAUAGUCCAUGUGGAUCCCAUUAUACCCCACCCAGACUCUCGGAGGUCGUCCAAGGCGACCGUGAGACCCAGUGCUGCCAGGAGACGCAGCUCCGCCGCGACAGAGGGCAUAUCCGAGAUAUUCGCCAGCACCAAGUCCUACCCGGAGUGGUGGACCGAGUUGGACGACUCACGCAGUAGCCAGAGAAGGAAGAGUCUCGGCGAUCAAGUCUUGGAUCGCAACGUUUGUUUCGUAGACACCCCGGGCUAUGGCACUGGAUCAUCUGCCAUGGAAACGAUUGUGCCUUGCGUAGACUAUGUUGAAUCCCAUUUGAACAAGCUGGCCUCGGACAGCUUGAGCGACUCGGAGAUGCUCAAAGUUCUCGGCGGCGAUGGCGGCUUCCAGGUUGAUGUCGUCUUAUACCUGGUGCAACGUAGUCUCAGCCCUGCCGAUUUCGAGUAUCUCAAGCGUCUGUCGUCACUGACAAACGUGAUUCCACUAUUGGCCCAGACGGACCGUUUGAGUGCCGAGGAGCAGGCCGUCUGUAAACAAGAGGUACUCGGGCAGCUUCGUGAAGCAGGCAUACGGCCCUUUAGUUUCAUCACCUCUCUAGAGCAGAUGCCCGAGGUCACUGCCAUAGACAUACCAUAUGCCGUCUCGAGCGCAACCGGGUCGGAUCACGACGUGAUGGAUGCGAGCUUGUUGAUGAGCCCAGACUAUGUCCAGCCAUUGGUCUCAUCAGAGCUUGGUGCUCUUGUUGACCACCUCUUCAGUCCCAACGGCUCAUCAUGGUUGAGGCACUCAGCAGCCAAGAAAUACAUGCAAUGGCGCAACAGCCCUAACCCAUCUCGACCCAGGCAUCUCUAUCGGCCUCUUAGUCUUCCCGGGCCGGGAGCGGGUGCUCUCGUAGGACCUACCUCGCUGGCACUUGCGCGCAUCAGCGAGCAGCCAAACGACAACGGCCCGGUGCAACUUCACUUGGUCGACUGGGCGGCAGACCUCCAGAGAAGUCUGUCCAGCGAGCGGGCUCGUUACGAGGCCCUGGCGCGUGGCGAACGGGCCCUGUGGCUCACCGAAAGAUUAAACGACUGCAUCAAGGACGGCACGCUGGUGCCCGUCAAGGACUCGAAGGAGCCGGGCUCGGCGCAGAGGAGACGGCGGCGAGGGCCCCAGGCGCGGAAGACGUCCCGCCACCAGGACCCGCUCGGCCUGUUGCAGGUCGCGGCGGACCUCAAGGCGAAGGGCUGGAUCGCGCUCGAGGUCCUGGGGAGCCUGGGCAUCCUGGGCGGCAUCGCCUUCUGGAUGACGAGGCAGCGCUGGCAGGCGGACUCGCCCGUCCAGUUCGCGGACGAGUGGGCGAGGAUGUGGGGUCUGGACAUUUGA